UACACAUUACAAACAAAAAUGGGUUCUUCUUCUUCUAAGCUCUGGCUGAUUGUCCUGCUUUUGGCCUUGACCAUGAUAGCUGAGGCAGCAACAUCAAUGACCACUGAUGAUGCAUGGGUUCUAUCUUAUGUGGGUGGCAAGGUUGAGGAUGAAACUGAGAUGCUGAUGGACUCUGAGAUCAAUCGUCGUACUCUUGGAGAAAGAGGAGGGAAAUACAUAAGCUAUGCUGCACUCAGGGCCAAUAAUGUUCCAUGUAAUCGUCGCGGCCAAUCUUAUUACAACUGCAGACGUAGGACGAGGGCUAAUCCUUACAGACGCGGUUGUAGCGCCAUCACCCGUUGCAAACGAUACACCAAGUAGUAUUGAGAACAAAAAAAAAAAGAGCUGUAUUUGCUACUUUUCUUUGUCUAAUCGAUCAUCUUCUUCCCAAAUUUUGUUGGGGAUGGAGAUCUAUAUGUUACAAUUGUUAUUUUUAUUUAUGUAAACUGGACUGAACUGAUGAUGUCUACUUUGUUUGCUUGUAUCUCUCUAUCUAUGGA
Messenger RNA from Tripterygium wilfordii, 539 nucleotides. Its product is annotated as protein RALF-like 19. The record is from RefSeq and is a predicted model, not a curated record. The coding region runs from base 19 to 360 and encodes 113 amino acids. The transcript has a single exon. NCBI's taxonomy places the organism in Eukaryota, Viridiplantae, Streptophyta, Magnoliopsida, Celastrales, Celastraceae.